AUGGCGUUGAUCGGCAUUGUCGUACUGAUUACCUGGUUGGUGAGGCGCGUGCGACGGAGAUUGAAACAGACGGAGUAUGAGCGGUUGGACGAUGAACCCCAGGACUCAUCUUGGGCUGGGUGGCUCGAUCUGGGUACGCUGUUUUCAUUGGCCGGCUUAUUUGGCCAGGGGGAGACGCAGAUGCAGACGCAGGGGGAAGAGGCGAAUCAAGCGUUGGCGGAGGAAGGACAGGACGAUCCGGAGACCAGGCCGUUGCUUGCGUAG
Penicillium verhagenii is the source of this 264-nucleotide messenger RNA. RefSeq lists its product as uncharacterized. NCBI's taxonomy places the organism in Eukaryota, Fungi, Ascomycota, Eurotiomycetes, Eurotiales, Aspergillaceae. The coding region runs from base 1 to 264 and encodes 87 amino acids. The record is from RefSeq and is a predicted model, not a curated record. The transcript has a single exon.